Molecule: messenger RNA, 3270 nt
Organism: Crotalus tigris (Tiger rattlesnake)
Lineage: Eukaryota; Metazoa; Chordata; Lepidosauria; Squamata; Viperidae
Gene: OPRK1
Product: opioid receptor kappa 1
Exons: 4
Coding region: 254-1402 (382 amino acids)
Biological process (GO): sensory perception of pain; neuropeptide signaling pathway; G protein-coupled opioid receptor signaling pathway
Cellular component (GO): membrane; neuron projection
Molecular function (GO): neuropeptide binding; dynorphin receptor activity
Source: RefSeq, a predicted model, not a curated record
GACAGUUUAGUAGAAAGGGAAAGUGCAGCCCGCUGCAGUUACAGCUACUGCAGCUUUGGAGUGAAAGCUUGCGAUCCAGCUUGAUAUCCCAUCUCUUCUGCAUCCCCAGAAGUGCAAACAUUUCAUGGUGCAAAAAUACUCCAAUGCCAAGAGUGCAGAGGAAUAGGAAAGGAGGCUUUUCAAUUUAUGAGAAUAUCUGCCGGGAGACCCUCGUAGUUUUCCUACACUUAAGGGCUGGAAAGAGAAUUUUCCCAUGGAAUCACCAGUGUACAUAUUUCGUGAAGAGCUGGGUCCCACCUGCCCCCCAGGCUUUUGCCCUUUUCCAAGCAGGACCAGCCACAGCUGGCUUGCAGGCUGGAAAGAAUAUGGCAACAGCAGUAAUGGUGGAUAUGAGGACUUGCAGCAGAAUCAGACCAAUAUCUCCCCAGCUAUUCCGAUCAUCAUUACAGCAGUCUACUCUAUGGUCUUUGUGGUGGGCCUGGUGGGCAACUCUCUGGUUAUGUUUGUCAUCAUAAGGUACACAAAGAUGAAGACCGCAACGAACAUUUAUAUUUUUAAUUUGGCUCUGGCAGAUGCUCUUGUCACCACAACUAUGCCUUUUCAAAGUACUGAGUAUUUAAUGAACACUUGGCCCUUUGGGGAUGUGCUGUGUAAAAUAGUCAUUUCAAUUGACUACUAUAACAUGUUUACAAGCAUAUUCACCUUGACCAUGAUGAGUGUAGAUCGCUACAUUGCUGUGUGUCACCCAGUGAAGGCCCUGGACUUUCGUACUCCUCUGAAGGCCAAGAUCAUCAAUAUAUGCAUCUGGGUUUUGUCUUCUUCCGUAGGCAUUUCAGCCAUAGUUCUUGGAGGUACCAAGGUCAGGGAAGAUACAGGCAGCACUGAGUGUUCUCUUCAGUUUCCAGAUGAUGACUAUAUCUGGUGGGACAUCUUUAUGAAAAUCUGUGUCUUUGUCUUUGCCUUUAUUAUCCCAGUCCUAAUUAUUAUAGUUUGUUACACUCUAAUGAUCCUGCGCUUGAAAAGUGUGCGGCUCCUGUCUGGAUCACGAGAAAAAGAUCGAAACCUCCGCCGUAUCACCAGAUUGGUUCUUGUUGUAGUUGCUGUUUUCAUUGUCUGUUGGACCCCCAUCCACAUUUUUGUAUUAGUUGAGGCUCUUGGAGAUGUCUCACACAGCACUGCAGCCAUUUCCAGCUACUAUUUCUGCAUUGCAUUGGGCUACACCAAUAGCAGUCUAAAUCCCAUUCUAUAUGCUUUUUUGGAUGAAAACUUCAAGCGUUGUUUCAAAGAUUUCUGCUUUCCUUUUAAAAUGAAGGUGGACAGACAAAAUAUCAGCAGAGUUAGAAACACAAUUCAUAAUCCUGCUCAUGCUGGAAACACUGAUGGUGCAAACAAGCCAGCAUGACUAGCUGUGGAAAUGUCAUCAUAUUGUCCUCCUGGAAGAGAAGAAUCCAAUGAUCUUGGAUUAACUCAAAUAACUACAGCAGUGUGAAGUGGACAGUAAAAGGACUACUUGAUAUUAUUUACAAAAUCCCACAGUUUCAAUUGAAAUAUAGCCACCAAGAUGUCCUUCACCGAUGUUCACUGAUGAUAAAUUCUGUUUCAAUAGAACUUUGUAUAUAGCAAAGUAAUCAUUUGGGGCAGAAGAAGAGAACUAGCUUUUCUCCCAUUUUUGACCUUUGUAUAUGUUUUAUGUGGAGUAAUGUGAUUUCACCAUAUCACUAGUUUUAUUGUACUUGUCAGAAUAGCAAAUCAGCAUUUCCUUUUAUUAAUUAUAUUGAUUGGAUAUGCAGUGUAUUUUCAGCUAUUUAUAUGGCCGUGAAUAAUACAAAAAAAAAAGUGACAUCUAGCCUUCUAUUGCAAUGGUUUCGAAAUUUCUUCUGAAUGGGUUCACACAGUACUGUAAUGAUUUAUAUGAUGAUAAUGUAUCGUGUGAUCAGCAGAAGCAUUUUAAUUAUGGAUUUUCUGUUUUCAAUGAAUAACUUUUAAUCUGAGGAAACACUAUAUAUGAUGAAUAAGGCUAUGUGAAUUUUAUUUAUUUAAGCAAUUUGUAUUGUACUUUUGGGGUGCUCUAAUAUUCAUGGGCUUAGUGUAAAAAUUCUGUGUCCAUCUUCAGGUGAAAUAACAAAGUGUCAGGUAAUUAAAGUCUUUAUUAAACCUGAUGGACAACCAGGUUGACAUGAACAAAAUUCACAGAAUGGUACAAUCCUAGGUACCUCUUCCAGAAUGUGCAUAUAUUGACCCAAAAUUGGAGCUGUUAAUAUAUACAAAAAAAUUAGGGAUCAUAUAUUAAUAAACAUACAUAAUACAGUUAUGAUAUGCAGUCAAAUAAUAGAAAUGGAAACUCAAUGUUCCCAUUAGUCUCUAUCAAAUUAAUUCAUCUCAUUCACUAACAAAGUUUAUAAGGGAAUACAAUUUUGUUAAAAUGAACCAUAAUGGAAAUACUUUUAUCAAAAAAACAACCUGCUUAUUCUUUGUAACACAGAUUGGAAAAUUCUAUUGGAAAAUAGAUUGGAUGUUUACAUAUCGCUUUUAUGAGGUGUGGACUUUCAUCUUAUUUUGGAACUUUAAUAUUUCUCCCAUACCAAUCCAGUAUUUUUCUUUUAACAUGUCUAAAAACCAGAAAAACCUGUGUUUAAACAUGCACAUAUGCCUGGAGCUUUGUGAAUUGCAUAUGUUUCCUUGCUGUUCUGUUGUACCCACUUUUCUUCAGAUUCUUCUGGGUUUGUAUGGAAGCCUCUUCUCAUUAUAGCAAAGGAGACAACUACAUCAUGGCACUGGACCUAAUUGAGGACCACCUAUGUCUGAUAGUUUCUGCCCAUCCAGUAAGAUCCAGGAAAUGAUGCACUUGAGAUUCCCUCAAUUAAGCAAUGCCAUAGUACAGUAUCUUAGAGGCAUGGCUUCUCGGUCCAACCUCUCUCUCCAUAUUUCCAUCCCAAAGAGUUUUCCUGGAUGUGAUAUAUUUGUCUUUCUUUACUAUUUUGGCUUUGUAUAAUGUAAAUUGCUCGGAGUUGUUUGGACUUGAGCAUUCAUUAAAUAUAUGUCAAUCAAUCUAUCAAUCAAAUCAGGAUAUGGUGAUCUUGAAGUGUCAUGGUGGAACAACUAGAUUUUACAAGCCAAAGGAGUCUCUUAGAUUGGAACUUGGCAAUAUUUGGUUUCAAGGUAAUGUAUUCAUUGCCUUUUCACACAGUUGUAGUUUUGCAUAGUAGCGUUUUUAUAACAGCGCUGAUCAAAAUUUGCUUACCAACCUAUAAUGAAUGGAGAUCCUGAUUC